Encephalitozoon intestinalis ATCC 50506 is the source of this 1197-nucleotide messenger RNA. RefSeq names its product glucose transporter type 3. The transcript has a single exon. Gene Ontology annotation, cellular component: membrane. Bases 1 to 1197 code for a protein of 398 amino acids. Lineage: Eukaryota; Fungi; Microsporidia; Unikaryonidae. Gene Ontology annotation, biological process: monosaccharide transmembrane transport. The record is from RefSeq and is a predicted model, not a curated record. Gene Ontology annotation, molecular function: hexose transmembrane transporter activity.
AUGGAUGUGGAAAAAUCUUCGCCAGUGCAAAAGUCGGUUUUCUAUUCCGCACUGAUGUCCUCUGCAUCAUCUUUACUGUUUGGAAUGUCUCUUACAGUAAUAGGAUGUAUGUAUCCACAUGUUUCAAAAAGAUGGGAAGAAACCAUGAACAAGACAGAGGUGAAUAAUCUCUGGGGAAUCACCUCAAGCAAUAUAUUCCUUGGGUGUCUGAUCUCAAAUGUCUUGGUAAAUGCUAUUAGGCCAAACAUGAAAAAAGCUUUGUUACUUAACAACAUUUUCCAUGUUACAGGAUAUAUCAUCUUUCUCCUUGAUCAAAAUUUCAAAUCUAUCUUUUCCGGAAGAUUGAUCAUAGGACUUGGCUCAGGAAUAACAUGUGCAAUAGUACCUAUAUACACCUCACUGGUAUCAUCAAAAGAGUCCCGAGGUUUUCUGUUAUCCUUUCAUCCCCUUGGAAUAUGUAUUGGAAUAACCAUCGGUAAUACCCUUUCUUCCCUUAAUUCCGACUCCACCUGGAGGAUUCCAUUGUUUAUAGCUUUGUUAUUGGUAGCAUUGAAUUUUCUAAGCUUACUGGGAAUAAUCGAUCCCUCCCAUCAAGAGGCUUCUUCGGAGGUAUCCUUUCCCAGUCUAUUUAAAAAUCCCAGAGCAAGAAAGUCCAUCUUUCUUGCAGUGCUGGUUCACAUCUCCCAGCAUCUUUGCGGGGUGGAUUAUAUAACUCUUUUCCUAAAAGAUCUUUUUCCUGUAGACAUGUAUUCUCCAGAAGUAAUGACUGUUGCCAUCUCCUCGUUUUCGGUUCUUGUAACAGGGCUUUUUGCACGAUAUGUUGACUUCAUUGGGAGGAAGCCUUUAAUCAUCGCUAGCUCCCUAAUUUCUGGUACUGCAACAGCAAUGCUUACCUUCAAUAUAUAUCCUGCUUUUGCAACGCUUCUGUUUAUAUUGGGAUACAACAUCGGUCUCGGCCCCAUCCCAUGGUUUAUAACAGCGGAAAUCUUUCCGCCCGAGUAUACGAAUCCAGCCUGUCUCCUUGGUGUUUCUUUGAACUGGUUAUCAGCUUAUGGUGUUUUGGCUGCUCUUUAUCCAUUUCAUUUAAGGUACGGAAGAUUUGUGUUCUCUUUCUAUACGUUUUGCACUAUUCUCUUUGCAGGGCUAAUGGCCUUAUUUUUCACAGAAACUAAGAACAAGGCACCAGAUUUUCAGUAA